GAUUUGUACCUGCGAUGCACUCCUCCUCUCCUUUUUCUGAAGAGGGCAGCGGAGUAGGAGGUCUCUUCGACAGCUGUUCGAAUUUGGAUGAAGAAGAGAUGCUUGGCUCAGGAUGUGCACGUCUUUUGCAUGAGUAAGGGACUGCUGCUUGAAGACGAAACAGAAAAGCAUCAACAUUGUACUGUGGAUGAAUGUUGGCAGAUUAAGACUAUAAGACAGGAGAUCGACUCACGCACCUGAGAUGCAGAUCCGUGUGGUCCAGAUCUGGGGUUUCCUGAUGACAGUUUUGGGCUGGAUCUUUGUGGCCUGCACCAUGGCCAUGGAGGGCUGGAAGAUCACAGCAAUCGGGGGCAUGGGGGGCUCCUCCAUCAUCAAGGUGGCCUGGUACUGGUCCAGCCUGUGGAGAUCCUGUUUUACAGACUCAACUGCUGUCACCAACUGCUAUGACUACCCUGUGCUCUGGUCUGUGGAGGGCUCCAUCCAGAUCGUGCGAGGCCUGCUGAUGGCAGCUCUUUCCCUGGGCAUGCUGGGGUUUGUGCUCAGUCUGAUGGGUAUGGAGUGCACCUUCAUUGGGGGAAAAGAUCGGUCAAAGUACAAGAAAGUCUAUGCCGGCGGAUGGUGCCACAUAAUCAGUGGUUUGCUGUCCACAUCUGGGUACGCUGUUUAUGCACAGCAUGUCUCAGUAGAAUACUUCAAUCCUGACUUUGAUGGGCUGAAGUAUGACCUUGGCACGCCACUGUUCCUCGGCUGGGUCGGCUCAGGCUUUCACAUGACCGGUGGUUUCUUCUACCUGUGGUCGGUGUGCACGCCGCUCUGUGGAGGAGAAGUAACGGUGAUCAACAUCCAGCAACAACCAGAUCCAGAGCAAAACAAGUCCACCACAGCUCUGUCCACAGUGUCCGAGAUCACCUCCAAGACCAAAGUGUCCUCCAUUUCCGAGUUGUCCUCCAAGUCUGGGCGCUCAGACGUGUCCGGCAUUUCCUCCAGAUCAGGACGCACAGCCAAGUCAGGGCGGUCAUCAAAGACUGGGCGAACCACCAGGUCUGCGGGCUCUGCGGGAUCCAGGUCAGGAUCGGGGUCAGAGUCCGGCCUCUCGUCGGUGUCCAGCGUGUCGACCUUGUCGAGGUCCAGCGUGUCAGAGUCGAGAGGCAGCAGCCGAACGGUGUCGUCGUUGUCAGGCAGUUCGAGGAGUGAGACUACACCGUUCAUCAAAAACUCUUAUAUCUGAAUAAAUGCGAUGGACAGAUGAUCUCAUACCUUUUUAUUUAAUUAAUGAACCUGAAGGCAAAUUCAGUGAUAUGUUUUGUACAAAUAAAAUCUGUCUUUUGUUUUAAAAAUU
This is a messenger RNA of Chelmon rostratus (copperband butterflyfish), 1339 nucleotides long. RefSeq names its product claudin 10e (gene cldn10e). NCBI's taxonomy places the organism in Eukaryota, Metazoa, Chordata, Actinopteri, Chaetodontiformes, Chaetodontidae. The record is from RefSeq and is a predicted model, not a curated record. The transcript has 5 exons. Gene Ontology annotation, biological process: bicellular tight junction assembly; cell adhesion. Bases 242 to 1228 code for a protein of 328 amino acids. Gene Ontology annotation, cellular component: bicellular tight junction; plasma membrane. Gene Ontology annotation, molecular function: structural molecule activity.